Molecule: messenger RNA, 942 nt
Organism: Panicum virgatum (switchgrass)
Lineage: Eukaryota; Viridiplantae; Streptophyta; Magnoliopsida; Poales; Poaceae
Exons: 3
Coding region: 1-942 (313 amino acids)
Source: RefSeq, a predicted model, not a curated record
AUGAGGGGCGCCAGUGGCGGCGGCGCGUCACGGGCCAUGAACACUGUGACGGGCUACCUGAAAUCCAUUGAGCCCCUGAAUGGUACCAACUAUCCAAGCUGGUAUAAAGAUGUUAAUGUUGCCAUUGCUGUGUGCGAGUAUGAUCUCGCCUUACGUCAAGCCAAGCCAGCAGAGCCCGCUGAUCCCAAUGGUGAUCGUACUGCCAUUGAGAAGUGGGAGAGAUCAGACAGGAUGGCCAACAUGAUCAUUAAGAACACGAUCACUCCGGCCAUCUGUGGUGUUAUUCCUUAUAAGGACCAGGAUGGUAAUGAUCUGAGCGCCAAGGCAUACCUUGCCAAGGUGGAGGAGAACUUUAAGAGUUCUUCCAAGACUUAUGCUAGCACCCUGAUCAUGAAGAUGCUGACUUCACAGUAUGAUGGGCAAAGUGGAAUCAGGGAGCACAUUAUGAGCAUGUGUGACAUGACAAAUAAGCUGAAGACACUGGAUAUGGCUAUCUCUGAUAGUUUUCUGGUGCACUUCAUCAUGACUUCUCUGCCAGUACAGUACAGUCCCUUCAAAAUAAGCUACAACACACAGAAGGCGACUUGGAGCAUGGCUGAGCUCAUUAGCUACUGUGUUGAGGAAGAAGAAAGGCAGAAAGCUGAAAGGAUGAAGGAUGCUGUCAACAUGGUCAGCGAGCACUUUGGGCGUGUUAGCAUGAGCAACACUCCUAAGCAUCAGGCUGAGUCUGGCAGCAGCAGGCAGCAUAAGAGAAAGUUUAAGGGCCAUAAGAGCAAGGCCGUGUCACAUAAGAAGGCCUCUAAUGAGAGGCUGUGCAAGUUCUGCAAGUCACCUAAACAUGAGCAGAAGGAUUGCCAUGGAUUUAAGGAGUGGCUUAAGAACAAAGGUAUUCAGUACGAUCCGAACUAUAAGAGAGGGGGAGCGAAGUCUAAUAGUGGUUGA